Fimicolochytrium jonesii is the source of this 4989-nucleotide messenger RNA. RefSeq lists its product as uncharacterized. Lineage: Eukaryota; Fungi; Chytridiomycota; Chytridiomycetes; Spizellomycetales; Powellomycetaceae. The transcript is spliced from 10 exons. The annotation marks the transcript as partial. Gene Ontology annotation, cellular component: GATOR1 complex. Gene Ontology annotation, biological process: negative regulation of TORC1 signaling; positive regulation of autophagy; intracellular signal transduction. The record is from RefSeq and is a predicted model, not a curated record. Gene Ontology annotation, molecular function: GTPase activator activity.
AACCUGUGGAUACACGAUCCUGGGUUCUCAAAGCAGGACUUGGUCAUAAACCCUGACUGCUUUCCCGGGUGUAGGGUUGGUGACCUUCUGAAGAUCACUCAGCCAGCGUCCUCCGGAGACAACAAAAAUGGUUUUAGUCAAUCACAAUUCCCCAGCUCGAGGGGAGGUUUAGCAGCACUAUCCGUACGGCAGCAUUCCAACCCAAACCAGCAUCACCGAGGAGUCGCACACGGUUCUCAGGCAGCAGAGGACAAGUCGAGGACGCUCAUCUUGCAGAUAUCCAUUGCCCAACACAUAGCGGCCAUCUUUGAACUUCACGCGCGGAAGGAUGUAGUUGUUACGAAGGUCGAGCGGGAGGCGAUAUCAGCGGACUAUGUGGAGAUCUGUUUCCGGGAUCAAUACUUGGGUCGGAGCGACAUGUGGCGCAUGAAAACGUCUCUCACAGGAACCUGCGUGUACGAGGGCAAAAAGGUGUCGUCCCUGGGCAUAAGGGCGCAAAUCAAAGACAUUGUUGUCUCUGGCAGAAAAGCGUCAUGUGGAUAUAUCAACGACAACACGAAGACCAUUUUCCGCUCAGAGACGGCAAAAUACUUCAUUUGCAUUCAAAUGAGCAAAGAGAUGUGGGAGUUUGAUGAGGAUGGCGAAUUGUAUUUCGAAAAAUGCGUGCACGGCUUCUUGCCUCAAUUAUUCGCCAAGUGGAAGGAGGCUGGCGCCAACCACGUUGUGUCUGUCGUUCUCUUUGCCCGCAUUCACUAUCAGACCGACGAAGAGGAGGACGGCAUACCAUUACUGAAGGAUGCAUCCGGACGGUCAUACAGGGACUUUUAUAAGGUCGUCGUAGACUGGGCCAUUCGGAGCGAUUGGUCCCAGAUUCUGAUACCUUUGGAGAAGGAAUUCGUCUCAUUCCAACGGGACGUUCUACAGCAGUCGAGCAGCGAGGGUUCCACCAUUCUUGCUGGCACAAAUUCACCCGCAAGUGAAGGCAAUGUUUUGGAAGCAAUCAACCUUGCGCUGAAUCCAUUCGAUAGGCACUAUAUCGAUCGGGACCUUUCUCGUACGGGGCUCGGAAUCGUCGUUAUUACACCAGGACCUGGAGUCUACGAAGUAGAUAAAAAACUGCUGCGACUGACGGCGCACCGUAUGGUGGAUAACGGAAUAGGCCUUGAUCUUGUCUGUCUAAGCAAACCGCCUCUCUGCACUGUGCCGCUAUUUCAGUACGUUUCGAAAGAGUGCCCGUCGAGUCUGACAGGUUGGGGUAGCGGACAGAGUGGAGCCAGCAUUGAUGCUGAAUCGAGCAUCAAUAGCGAAAGGCGGUGGGCCUCAGCACUGGGAGGCGCAACAGGGCAGAAGGGACCAGAACGGUCAGCGGACAAAAUGGGAACCGGAGCCAGUGACAGGAGCAUGGGGACGCAUGCCGCACCUGGCUUCAGCUCCGCAAGCGGAACUUCGGGGCAAGAGCGUAGAACGGAAGCAUGGGAUCCACUAUACUACGACGAUGCGACGCCAGAAAUACCAGACAAAACCUUCUACACGGUGCCACACUGGAUCAUGUGUAGUUUCUGGGCACGAGAAGGGGAGCAGGAUAACAAGGGAUUCCGGCUACGGUGCAAAAUGUACGAGGUGCAGAUGAUGGGCGUCAUGGAAGAAAUCGGCUCUACGAUAGUGAUUCCGUAUAUGGAGGAGCAAGAUUUGGCGGAAGUCGGCGACGUGCAGAACAGCCCUGCUGUGUCUGUCAUUGACGAUUUUGUGAUUGACACCGAGCAAUACGACGAAAGUGUGUUUUUACCUAUCAUUAAGCACCAGUCGAUGGUCAUCAAAAACCGGUCAAACUCGGGGAUGAAUGUGGGAGGAUCCUCGGACGUGGAUUCACUAGCUUCCAACAAAGGCGUGCGUGGAGGGUCUAGGCUCGAUUUGCAGCAUCCUUAUGCUACAACUGGGGGUGGUUCCCAACAGAGGGUGUUGGCGAAGACAGCUUCAAAUACAUCCCUGACAGCGGAAGCUGCCGCAACAGCUGAGAAGAAACGGCCUGCCUGGGCGUCGUCGGCAGCGCAAUCUUCCGGAGGAAGGACAAGUGCACCAGUCAGUCGUAAAUCUAGCGUUCUUGCAAGCGACACAGCCUAUGGCGAUUCUCACACUCUAUGGUCCGGCGCUGGAACGUCGCCUGGAAAAGGGGAUGUCAGGCUGUCGCAGCCUUCCCGGACGGAGGAUGCCAGGGCCAGCGUACCACAAAGCUUGCCCAUCGGGGCGAAUUUGCAGAGAGCGGCCAUUGAGGAUACCGAUUCGUCUGGUCUGCACUCGGCAUCGACGACUCUUGCACCCAUUCGCAUCCGUGGGAACCAACAAGUUGGCUUGCGGCAUCCUUAUCGAGAAGGAUUGUCAACGUCGGGGAGCUUCAAGAGCCACUCGCCCUUGGCAAACUAUGAAUACCUCCGGAGUCAAUACCCUCGAGUCUCUCCAGGCAAGACAAGCGGCUCGGGCGGCAACAUGCGCGCGCCCACGUUCCAGCAGACGUCUUUCCGCUCGCACUUGAUCAAUCCAUGUAACCCUAGCCGCAAUAUCAUCCGCGCUACGAGUCAAGUCCUGCGAUGGCAACACGUUUUCCCACAGAUCAUCUUGCCGAUGCGAAACGAUUUCAUCAUUGCAUGGAAGAGUUUGUCCAUUCCUGCCUGUUUGCCUCUGACAACCGACUUUUUCCCAUCCCCUGAGGAUCUUCAACAACUGUAUCAGGAGUACACGUACACAGUCUCAGCGGCCGAUGAUGCAACGCCUUAUCAGUCUCGAGGUACUGGAAGGUCCGACGAAGGCCGAGGGACGCAGACAACGAAAGUGGAGGGAUUGCUUGUGGAUUUGGUGGCGCAACGUCUGGCGCAAGGCUUUCAAUUGAUAAUCGCCGGCUCGACAAACUUGGGUUUGCCGGGUACACCCCUCGGCGAACGAGGAGGCGAUGUGCCCCAGCAAGCAACUAACAUCGGAGUUCAGGGACGCUCAGGCAUGCAGCAAGCAGUUCACAAAGAUCGAUCCCCUUCAUUCGGAGCAUCCACAACCCCGGGAACAAGAGCUUCGCCCCGGGCGUACUAUCUGAGUCUCGGUGAUCAUGUGCACAAGCUUUCUCAUGAUGCAUCCGGUCAAAAUGUGGAGGUCAAGCGAUACGUCCGUAAGGUCACCUAUUCCACCCUCCCCAUUCAAUACGCGUGCGGGAUAUGGCGGAAGCAUGAUACGUUUUAUCGACCCAAGCAACUGGGAUUCUCUUACCCGCCUGUGACAUCGUACAAUUGGAACUAUCUGGACCACUUGAUUUCGGGCUAUCAAGAAGAACUCACUGAAAACCUGCGAUUCUGGCGAACGCGCUUCCUUCUGAUCCCAGUCGAAAAUGUCAACCAUGUCAACCCGUUCCUUAACCCUCAGAAUGACAAUCUCGAUGAAGAAGAAAUCCGCGUCGUAGGAUUUGAGAAGUUCAUCGAGGUUUUCGAGAAAUCUCGGUGGGUGCCGCCGUGGGAAGAAGAUGACCAUAUCCCAAAGCUUGGAAAGAAGCUGCAGAUUCAGCUCACGACGCUGAAUACGUCCCGCUUCAUUAGAGAGGAGGUGUUGAGGAGGGGUUUAACACGUAUGGGAACAGCAGGUACGAACCCGGGUGGUGCAAGUACAGCCAAUCAGAAGGCGCUGCCUACGACACUGCCAAGACGUGGAUCCGCCACAUCUCCGGCGACCUCAGUGAAUGGCACAAAUACCGUGAGCCCAACUCCGUUGACCCGAAGCUCACCAUUCUCCGCGGUUGCCGAAGCCAUGCAAGCACCUCCACCUGCCGGAGUUGCUUUCGGGGAUCGUAGAUGGCAUUUCCGGCUGUACGAGCGCGUGUUCAUCGGAAGCGAAUGUGUAGAGUGGAUGGUGCGCAAUUUUGCGGAUAUAGAGACCCCGGAGGAAGCUGUAGCAUACGGCAACGCGCUCCUCAAAGAAGGCUUCUUUGAGCAUGCAAAUCGCAAGCAUCGGUUUUUGGACGGGCACUAUUUCUACCGUGUUCGGGGAGAUUUUGCAAAAACUCCUGGCACCGCGGGAACGAAGGACAAGGAGAAGGAAAAGCUUGGCGGAGUUCCACUCUGGUUUGGAAACCGCGCCAAAUCUUCGACCAACCUGUUUGAUUCGAACAGCGGCAGUUCCAGCCCGUCCGUUACUACCAGUAGCAAUACUUCAGCAUACCCGAGCAAUGAUGCCUUGGCCCCCACGUCUACGAAUGCUCUUGACAUGGCUGUUCAGGACAGUCCACAGGCUGCGCAAACCAAAUCUGUACGGCAGGCUGUCGAACCUUACGCCUUGACACGACGAAUGGUCAUUGAUCUCGAUGUUCAACGUCGAUCUCCCAGGAGAGAGACCGCGGUUCUGCACUAUGAUACUGUGCACAAUCCUCGCCACUGCUAUCAUUACCAGAUUCAUUGGUUGGCUUGCAGUCCUCGAUGGAUUGAGGACCUUGUGGCGGGCUGGGCACGGGUCGCUGAGAAAUGCGGGUUCAAAAUGGUCGAAGCUGGAACUUCGCAGGCGGAACCCCUUUCGGACGAUAAUCCAUUCCAGUCAGUGACAUUGAUCAAGCCGUGCAUACCACUGCCAUUACAUCCGAAGGCACCAUUCCCAUCAAGUGUGUAUCUGACGGAAACGGUUCGACGCUUCAACUUCGUAUUGGAUAUGGAAGCGGACAGCUCUUUACCAACCAACGCCGUGACCUGGUCUUACGACAGAGGCAAAGGGUUCAAACGCACUCAAUGGGUGCACCGUAGCGGUGUUGCUUUCAUUCAAAUAAGCUCCGAGGACGAGGAAGUGGGUUUUUGGUGGGUUGCCAACCGCAUGCACCUAACUGGAUCAGCCAGCGUGUCGCAGCAGGGUGGCGCAGGCAAGGAGGCCCGUGGAAGUAGCAGCAGUGGUGUCGAUCCGGAUACUCUGAUGAAGACGUUUGCAGAUUUCUGCAACAAUGAAGCAGAAAUUCGCCAGUUUUGGGACGAG